AUGGCAUCGGAUAAGGCAGAGAAGAAGCGCAAGCGUGCCUCAAACGGCCACGAACGCCCCACGAAGAAGCCCGCCUUGGAUCUUCGAAGCUUGCCGCCGCUGAAGGCCAAUUUGAUUAAAGACCACAGCGAACUCACUCCUGUCCUAAUUACCACCCCCGGUGUUACCUCAAAGCCGAACAUCCAAUUAACUCCAUACCUAAAACCACGAAGCGAAGUCUCGACCUCUUCUGGGAACAAUAAGGGCAUAGCUUCGACAGAAUUGCUACUUCAGUCUUCGCAGCAUUCCAAGUUAGACUUUGUCGGCCGCGAGGCUAACGACGAUGCGGACUCUCAGCUGAAGCAUUAUGUUGCUGUUGUUGAUCCGGCGAAUCAAUCUUGGGAGUUUGUGGAGGUGCGCAAGGUUACGCUUCGCGGGGCUGUGAGGAAGGCGGCUGCUGGUGAUGAGGAGGUUGAGGAGAGCGAGGAUGAGGAGAUGAGGACUAUGCGCGAGCAAAAGACCGACCUUACAUACACAUUCGGAACCAAGAAAUCACGAAAAGCAACGCAGUCCAUGGCCGAAAACGCUCAGCUCUCCAACGCUCCCUCUGGCGCCGCUACAGCUGCAGAGUCUGCCCUGCUGGACUCCAUGCCCGCAGAGGCAGCCGCAGACCUCGCGGCGAAAGCUGCCGCCGUGCAAGCCGAAGUCCAAGCCGCGAAACCCAUUCCCCAGGCCGAUCUCACUGCGAAACACCCAUCGGAAGUGUAUCCCAUCGAAACCCUCAUCCCCAAUGGAAGAGCCACCCUCCGCGCGCUCCCUAUCAAAGAUUGGCAGGAUACCAUCUCUGCAGGACUCAUGGUUGCGACAACAUCACGAUUCGUUUCAAACCGCGUCGACGCAAUUGUCGAAUCAGGCAACACAACCCAGCUCCAGAUCCUUCGCUUUAUCCUCGUCCUCCUGGAACUUUACCGCUCCCUCCGCCGCGGCGGCAAGCAAUCCGCCAACAGCGGCGGCCCUGGAAGCAGACGCCUUCCGUCCCGCGAAGACCUCCCCGGGAUCCUCUCUGGCGGUACAAGACUCACCUCCACAUCAUCAGACGAUGUCGACCCCUCUAUCGCCUCAUCCACCCUCUCCGCCCCCACAGUCGACGCCAUCCGCCGCAAAUUUGCGCCCAAUCGCACCUAUCUCUCCAAAAACGACGUCACCUUCCUUGAAACAACCAUCUGCGCGCUCUCACUGCACAUCCCGCCUCAGCCUGUGCGCGACGGCGUCCCCACGCCCAACGGUGGCAACUCGCCGAAUGAAAUGGCCACAGAUCCCUCGGAUCUCCGCGAUGAUCUGCAGCUUGAGAAUAAUGAGAUUCUGCACUAUUUCCGCGAAUUGGGUUGUCGGGUUGAUAAGCCCCGUGAGACUGAGUUUGAGAAGUGGAAUGUGAGAGGCGGCAAGAGUGAGGCGGCGACGAGGAGGAUUGCGCGGUUGAGGAUUCCAGUGGAGUUCCCGAAGGUUAGUCGGGGUGGAAGGAGAUAG
This is a messenger RNA of Aspergillus calidoustus, 1506 nucleotides long. Lineage: Eukaryota; Fungi; Ascomycota; Eurotiomycetes; Eurotiales; Aspergillaceae. The record is from the annotation of a GenBank genome assembly.